Molecule: messenger RNA, 615 nt
Organism: Molossus molossus (Pallas's mastiff bat)
Lineage: Eukaryota; Metazoa; Chordata; Mammalia; Chiroptera; Molossidae
Gene: CUNH5orf47
Product: chromosome unknown C5orf47 homolog
Exons: 5
Coding region: 1-474 (157 amino acids)
Source: RefSeq, a predicted model, not a curated record
AUGGCCGCGGCCCGCGGGAAGCAGGAGCGGGACCCGGCGCGCUUCGUCUACGUGACCCGCUUCGGCUCGCACCAGUGUGGCGGCGUCUUGCAGCUGGGUGGCCGCCGGGCUGAGGGCCGAGGGAGCCCCGGGCUCCAGGCUGGCGGCGGCCAGGAGGGGCCGCGGGGAGAGGCGGCCGGGGCCCCGGGCGGCGGGGAGCUGCCCCCCGGCUCUGGGCCCGGGAUCCGCGCGGCCUCCUCAGCGGCGCGGGCGUCGAGCGCACGGAGCGGCGGGCGGUCGGCGGCGCGUGCAGGCUCAACCCAGAAGACUUUAGCUAAAAAGUUUGAGUUUCCUAUACAUUUCAACGAAGCUUCCAAAAUAACGAAGAAAAAGCAAAAGGUUUUAGUGUGGAAGAAAGUACACAAAAUGAUUUCUAGAAUGCUCGAAGAAAAUGAAAAAUAUAGACUUAGGCUGAAAGGUCAACAAUUAAUCUAGUGAAAACUCAGACUACACAAGAUGAAUCUUCUAAUCAUCUUCUGGAUAUUUACCGAGAAGAUUACGAAGAGUUUAAAGAUAGAACUUUAAAUGGAAUCAUAAUUAUUUGUUAAUUUUGGUGUUUUUUAUUGGAAUUGGGAC